Meloidogyne enterolobii is the source of this 317-nucleotide messenger RNA. The record is from the annotation of a GenBank genome assembly. Lineage: Eukaryota; Metazoa; Nematoda; Chromadorea; Rhabditida; Meloidogynidae.
GAGGAGCAGGAGUAGGGGAUAUUAUGAGAGGAUUGUGGAGAUUUUUUCUCCCAAUUAUCCGGAAAGUUGGAAGUACAGUAUCUGCUGAGGCACUUAAUACAGGACAGCGCUUACUUGAAAGAGUUAACCAAGGUCAGCCGAUAAAGGAGGCAUUUGUGAAUGAAGGAAAAAGAGGAAUCGAUACAAUUUUAGAGAAAGGAGGACUGCCAAAACAAUUUGGGACAGGAAAAAAGAGUAUAAAAAGGACUAAAUUGCCCUCCCAUCAAACAUUUAUUGGUAAAAAGAAAAAACGUGUAGACGCUUUUGGAUUUUAUUAA